AUGACUCUAGACAAGACUGUCAUUCAAAAAUACCAUGCUAUGAAUGGCCAUGACUGUGAAGUAAGGAGAGCUCUAUCUGAGCAAGAGAUGGCUAGUGUUUCAUUCAGCCAAAGAGGUCCAAGUGGUUCUGGAAACUUUAGUGGUGGUCGUGGUGGUGGUUUUGGUUGGAAUGGAAACUUUGGUCACGAAGGAAACUUCAGUGGGCGAGGUGUCUUUGGUGGCAGUUGGGGUGGUGGUGGAAAUGGUGGCAUUGGGGAUGGCUACAAUGAAUUUGGUAAUGAUGGAAGCAACUUCGGAGGUGGUGGAAGCUAUAAUGAUUUUGGCAACUGCAACACUCAGUCUUCAAAUUUUGGACUCAUGAAAGGAGGAAAUUUGGAGGCAGAAGGUCUGACCGUUAUGGUCGUGGAGGCCACUACUCUGCCAAACCAUGAAACCAAGGUGGCUAUGGCUAUUUCAGCAGCAGCAGUAGCUAUGGCAGUGUCAGAAGGUUUUAAUUACUGCCAGGAAACAAAGCUUAGCAGGAGAGGAGAGCUAGAGAAGUGACAGGGAAGCUGCAGGUUACAACAGAUUUGUGAACUCAGACAGGCACAGUGGUGGCAGGGCCUAGCUGCUACAAAGACAUGUUUUAGACAAUACUCAUGUGUAUGGGCAAAAAACACGAGGACUGUAUUUGUGACUAAUUGUAUAACAGGUUAUUUUAGUUUCUGUUCUGUGGAAAGUGUAAAGCAUUCCAACAAAGGGUUUUAAUGAAUUUUUUUUCGCACCCAUGCUGUUGAUUGCUAAAUGUAAUCAUCUGAUUAUGAUGCUGAAUAUAUAUAUAUAUAUUUUAAUGUGCUGUGUA
This is a messenger RNA of Felis catus (domestic cat), 841 nucleotides long. Its product is annotated as heterogeneous nuclear ribonucleoprotein A1-like. The coding region runs from base 1 to 543 and encodes 180 amino acids. The record is from RefSeq and is a predicted model, not a curated record. The transcript has a single exon. Lineage: Eukaryota; Metazoa; Chordata; Mammalia; Carnivora; Felidae.